Molecule: messenger RNA, 2647 nt
Organism: Spea bombifrons (plains spadefoot toad)
Lineage: Eukaryota; Metazoa; Chordata; Amphibia; Anura; Pelobatidae
Gene: CHRM5
Product: cholinergic receptor muscarinic 5
Exons: 1
Coding region: 1-1569 (522 amino acids)
Biological process (GO): G protein-coupled receptor signaling pathway, coupled to cyclic nucleotide second messenger; chemical synaptic transmission; adenylate cyclase-inhibiting G protein-coupled acetylcholine receptor signaling pathway
Cellular component (GO): dendrite; plasma membrane; synapse
Molecular function (GO): G protein-coupled serotonin receptor activity; G protein-coupled acetylcholine receptor activity
Source: RefSeq, a predicted model, not a curated record
AUGGAACGCAACACGACAUCUUUAAGUCACUCUAAUGACACAAACACGAUGAGCUUAUGGGAGGUUAUCCCUAUCGCCACAGUCAGUGCUGUCGUUAGCCUGGUCACAAUUGUGGGAAAUAUCCUGGUUAUGGUUUCCUUCAAAGUAAACAGUCAGCUAAAGACGGUGAACAAUUACUACCUGCUGAGCCUGGCCUGCGCUGACCUUAUCAUUGGCAUCUUCUCAAUGAACCUUUACACUUCCUAUAUCAUAAUUGGAUCCUGGUCUCUGGGAAGCCUGGCCUGCGACCUGUGGCUCGCUCUGGAUUACGUGGCCAGUAAUGCCUCGGUAAUGAACCUGCUAGUAAUUAGCUUUGACAGGUACUUUUCCAUCACAAGACCCUUAACCUACAGAGCUAAGCGUACACCUAAGAGGGCUGGAAUCAUGAUAGGGUUGGCCUGGUUUAUCUCUUUCAUUCUGUGGGCUCCAGCCAUCUUGUGUUGGCAAUACUUUGUGGGGGAGCGCACAGUGCCCCCAGAUGAAUGCCAGAUCCAGUUUCUGUAUGAGCCUAUAAUUACCUUUGGGACAGCCAUUGCCGCUUUCUACAUCCCUGUUUCGGUGAUGACUAUUUUAUACUGUCGCAUAUACAAGGAGACAGAAAAGCGCACUAAAGAUCUGGCAGAGCUGCAAGGCUCAGAGUCUGUCGCUGAUUUUGAAAUGAUGAGGCCACAAGGUGCCCUUCUGAAGUCCUGCUUUAGCUGCAAGCAGCAGACACUAACCAAGCGAGAGAGGUGCCAAGCAUCAUGGUCUUCAUCUAGUCGCAGCACCUCUGCCACCGUCAAGAUAUCUCAGAGUCCAAACAUCUGUAGCGAAUGGGUCAAAGAGGACCAGCUCACUACGUGCAGCAGUUACCCAUCUUCGGAUGAUGAAGACAAGCAAGUCAAGGAAGCGGUCUUCCAGGGUGUGUACCAGAACCAGACUGCUACAGAAAAGGAGGAAGAAACCAAGCAGAUCCUUACUAAAGAGCAACCAGCGACAAAGGAUUAUGACAGCGAGCGGUUCUUCUUGACUCCUGGUAAAGGUCACUCACAAAAGAGUCAGAAGUGUGUCUCCUAUAAGUUUAGAAUUGUGGUGAAUGAUGAUGGCUCCCAGGAGGUCAACAAUGGGUGUCGGAAAGUAAAAAUUACCCCCUGUUCCUCUAUGUCCAAGGGCAAUUCCUUAAGGAGCAUGGACCACAACAUCAGUAAUCAUAUCACCAAACGCAAGAGAAUGGUUCUUAUCAAAGAACGCAAAGCAGCACAGACAUUAAGUGCCAUUCUCUUAGCUUUUAUCAUCACAUGGACACCUUAUAACAUCAUGGUCCUGGUUUCUACAUUCUGUUCAGACUGCAUCCCCUCCUCAAUCUGGCACCUGGGUUACUGGUUGUGCUAUGUUAACAGCACCGUCAAUCCAAUCUGCUACGCUCUGUGCAACAAAACCUUCCGCAAGACAUUCAAAAUGCUGCUGCUAUGCCGCUGGAGGAAAAAAAGCGUAGAGGAGAAACUGUACUGGUAUGGACAGCACCCCCCCAGCCACAAUAAGCUGCCCUGAAAAAAAAGAGAAAAACGGGAGCAAUUGCUUUAUGGCAAAGAGGGAAACAGAUUUGUCGUGAAGCUGAGCUGAGGACAGGAAGUCGGCUCAAUGAAUCGGCGCUGUAUGUUUUCCUGGCAAGAGAUGCUCAGUGUUUUCUGCCAAUCGUAUCUGUAUGUGGUCAGCACUGUGUCUUUCUAUGUGGUAAAUGGUGCAAACCGAACACCCCACGAUAACAGUCACUGCCCAACCAAGGCAUGUGGCAUCCCUCUUUAAGCAAUGCAGGUUCACCCAUGCCUUGUUGUGUCCUAGUUUUGAAGCGGAGAGCUGCUGCUUGCUUAUGGGUCUGGGUGAAUAACAACAAGUUUGCACUACAACCGGAACGGAGCUUCUGUUUGAUAGUUAGGAGCCUAUUAAUUGUGAUCACGUUACAGUGCGGGCAUUUGGGAUCAGUCCUUGUGAGUGCUAUACAUGAUAUGCUGCUUUUUGUUCUGAUGGCUUAUUAAUAUUUGAUGUUGUGCCAUCCAACAUUGGCCAAAAUGUGCUAAUUAUGCUCUUCAAAAAAGUGUUCAGAUGACCAUCUGUGGGAAGAUGUCAAAUGUGGUGUGGUUUAGAACAUAAUUUUAUAAAAUAUAAAAAGCGUGCAAGCAAAAAAUGUAAUUAUAUUAAUGAACAUUUUACAGUCUUAUUGUACGGUGGGACGUGACAAUUUAGUAACUGUCCAGUUAUACUCAUGUAAAGUUGUUCUGCUGUUCUUUAUUAUGAUUCCGUGUAUACUGCGCACUUCUUUCUCUGUCCACGAUGAGGACAUUCAUUGAAAACUGCUGCCAAAAGAAGGAAACCAAUGGUUGACAAUUUAAUGGUCAGUGACAACGGAUGGCAUUGUCUGUGACAAAAUAAUACGGGACGGACGAUGUGCAAUAGAUUAAAGGGCCUCUAAUCGCUGUGUGAGAAGGAUCAGAGGUGUGAAUGUUCUAAACUGCACUUAAAAGAUUUGUAACACGUUAUCAUUAAAGUGAAACUGUCACCAUCAGAAUGUGAAGGACAGAUGUUAAGAGCAUUAUAUAAUCUAUGAGACGUAAGGCUACUUGGAAAACAA